UCAUACUUAAAUUCUUAUUAUAAAAUUUUCUUCACAAAAUAUGUGCAUUGCACGCGUUUAAUAACCUAGUAUAAUAUAAAUUCCACGUCCAUUCAGGUUAUGUUCCUCUCCAGUCAACGGUCUUUUAUAUAUGUAUAUAACCGAUAGAGCCCGAUUGAGCAUUCCAUGAUCUAAUGUUCUAUCCACCAACACCCUCAACGUGCAAUGGCCUUCUCCCUGGCAAAGAUCAUCAUCCUCUUCACAAUCCUCUUCUCCGCCGUGGUUAUCCACUCUGCGGAUGCCGAUGAAAGCUAUGCAACAACCCUGUCCCUGGAUGAGCUUGGGCUUAAAACUGAGAAGCUGACCCGCUUCCGCUUCUACUUGCACGACUUGGUCGAGGUUCCUAACCCUACUGCUGUAAGAGUGGCUGGGGCAGCCACCUCAGAUCAAUCCCCCACGUUCUUUGGUGCGGUGCUCGUGUUUGAUGAUGCGCUGACCAAUGGCCCGAGCUUGACCUCAGAGCUCGUGGGGCUGGCCCAGGGGAUGUACGCCUUCACAUCGCUGGAGGAGAUGAGCCUUCUCCAGGCCAUGAAUAUUAUUUUCACAGAAGCGAAAUAUAACGGGAGCAGCAUAACAGUAUUAGGCAGAAACCCUUUCCUACAUAAGGUGAGGGAGAUGCCUAUAGUAGGUGGAACCGGAGCUUUCCGAUUUGCUCGUGGCUACGCCCUGAUCCGGACCUUCACGAGUAACCAGAGAGAUGCUAAUGUAGAGUGUGAUCUCUAUGUACUCCACUAUUGAUAUGGCCCUUUUGUUUCUUUUCUGAUUACACAAAGUAUCUCUUAUCAUAUCGAAUAAAUGACCUAGUCAGCUCUCCUCCUUAUCAUACCAAAUAUGGCCCUUUGCAACAUCGGAUCUUGCACCUCGGUCCAACAUGUGACAAAUCAAGCGACAAGAUUCAUCUAAUAAAUCAAUCUGUUUGUAAGAGAAAAUUUUGAAUGUUUUG
Molecule: messenger RNA, 982 nt
Organism: Punica granatum (pomegranate)
Lineage: Eukaryota; Viridiplantae; Streptophyta; Magnoliopsida; Myrtales; Lythraceae
Source: RefSeq, a predicted model, not a curated record